Diversispora eburnea is the source of this 696-nucleotide messenger RNA. The record is from the annotation of a GenBank genome assembly. Lineage: Eukaryota; Fungi; Glomeromycota; Glomeromycetes; Diversisporales; Diversisporaceae.
AUGUCACUUGUUGCAGAUUAUAAUUCAGAUUCCUCGUUAAGUGAGGAAGAUACAAAAGUAGAAGAACCUGUUGCUGAGAAAGCGUCACUACAUUCUACACUAAAAAGCAAAAGAGGAGGACCGGUAAAAAUCGUAGUUGACCUUCCAAAACAUGAUCAUGAUAUCGAAGAAGAAAUAGAACCUAAAAGGCAAAAAUUAAAUAGAUCUAAUAGUAGUUUGUCAGCAAUUUUGCCAUCGCCAAAAAGAUCAAUAAAAUCAGUAAAGAAGGACAAUAAAAAAAGUGAUACUAACAAGCCAGCGGGAAUUACAGACUUUGUGCCUCACACAGUUAAUAAACCGAAAUUAGCAACUAUCGAAAAAAAAUUGAAAAUCGACGAACAUACAAAUGAAUAUAUAGAUUAUUAUGGAACAAACACUAACGAUCAAGAAUAUUUUAACAAUGAAUCAUGUCAAUAUAAUCAAGAAAGUGAACAAAUACAAUCAAAUUGGGAACCAGAUGAAGAAGUGAUUAAAGAAAUCAAUGCCGCUGAUCAAAUGGCAGGUGCAUGGCAAUCACAAAUUACCGAUAUAUCAAAACCUACCAAAGGAUCAACUUAUCAAGCCAAUGCUAUGGAAAAUGAUUUGAAAGAACAACAUGCAACUAAUAAAAAAACCAAGAGAGAAACUCAGGCAAAAUAUGUGGAAGAUAUUUGGUAA